CCGGAUGUUGAAGAGGAUGCUAUUUUCGAGUCCGGUCUGAAUUUGGGUCUUAUCAGCAGGAACGUAAACGCUAGUGCUCCUUCGUGUUUGGUGGUGAAAUCGCAUAAUGCCGGCAGAUUCUUGUGCGAGUUCACCUACUUCACCUCAAUGUGUGUCGACAAAACCCGAGUGGCUUUCGUGCAUGUGCCUCCGCUGGGCAUUUACAGUGCUGAAGAAGUAGCUGACACUCUCAAGAUGUGCAUAGGAGAAAUGUUACAGCAAUUGUUCAGCUCAGAUGGAAUCAAGGAACGCGAUGUGUCUUAAUGUGUAAUGUCGAAUCCGUCCCGGUUAUUCACGAAUCACGACCUUUUAUUUUAUUGUUCUUUCUGUGAGCAAUACAUUGUUUCCGUCACGGAGCGUGAGGGAGAAUUGCAGUAUUUUGUCUGGUUGCCA
Messenger RNA from Notodromas monacha, 432 nucleotides. Lineage: Eukaryota; Metazoa; Arthropoda; Ostracoda; Podocopida; Cyprididae. The record is from the annotation of a GenBank genome assembly.